CGCUAGGCUGAUUGAUGAUCCAAGGCGGUCAGUGAUAAAAACUACCACGGCCCGUGAAAAAAGGGCACGAGGCUGGGAACGCCGUCGAACAGUGACAGUAGAAGCCUCAUAACUAGCCCAGACGGGGGCGCACCUCGCUGCGGGCGAAGGACCCAGCAGGAGGGCUGUGCCUUCACCCGCCCUCCUGCGUGAGGGAGCGCGGGACCUGCAGUGCGUUCCUACAGGAAACAGCCCCUAACUGGUCGCCCGGGACGCUGGCCGGUCUGCUGGGGAAGGCCGAGCAAAACGCCGCUAUAAUUCGACGGUCCGGGAUCGCCAUCGCCCCAAGACUCGCCAUUUGAAGCCGCUUAUAGUCAUGAAACGGGAGAACUCGAAUCUCUGCUGCGAGACCACGCUUGCCGCGCGGCCGGGUCAACGCGCGGCGUCGAAAAAGUAAACUACCCUUCAACCGCCACGCCAUCGCCGCGACGGCUCCAUGAAAAAUUCCAGAGAGACGCACGCUCGCGACAUGUCCAUGAAAAAUUCCAGAGAGACGCACGCUUCAAGCGCCCCGCCAUCGACGCGACCCCGACCGCAGGUCAACUCGAGGCGCUCGAGCGCUGGCUCCAACUGAACAGCGGAAGCUUCCGCCAGUGGCCGGGCCUCGUGGACGUCGCCUGGGCGCGCGUGGCCGGCCGCGACUCCGUCUGCCUCAAGCUGACCUACGAGUCGCACGUCGCGCUCGAGCAGAACUACGACCGCUGGGUCGCGGCGGCGGAGAUGAUGGAGCGCAGCUUCCUGUCGCGCGCGCCGAGCGAGCCCUCCGUUUCGGCCCAGAACUCGCCGACGCCCUCCCCCAAAUCGGCGGCGCCCGUCGGGGCGCCCUCGGCGGCGGACCAGCUCAACAUGGAGUCGCCGAGCGCAUCAUAUAGAACGCUGGCCUGACACGUCGCGCGGAGCUCCCAUUCCCACGCCCUGUGCAGAGGCUUCUGUUGUCUACCCUUUUGUGGUGGUCCCCGUUGGCACCCCCCGCCGCCGCCGACGUAAAAUUAUUUAUAUCGA
Molecule: messenger RNA, 1041 nt
Organism: Pelagomonas calceolata
Lineage: Eukaryota; Pelagophyceae; Pelagomonadales; Pelagomonadaceae
Source: the annotation of a GenBank genome assembly